Messenger RNA from Tachyglossus aculeatus (Australian echidna), 3560 nucleotides. RefSeq names its product tolloid like 2 (gene TLL2). The record is from RefSeq and is a predicted model, not a curated record. Bases 1 to 2895 code for a protein of 964 amino acids. Gene Ontology annotation, molecular function: metalloendopeptidase activity; calcium ion binding; zinc ion binding. NCBI's taxonomy places the organism in Eukaryota, Metazoa, Chordata, Mammalia, Monotremata, Tachyglossidae. The transcript has 21 exons. Gene Ontology annotation, biological process: proteolysis.
AUGGCCUCGCGAUUUGCUGGAAAUACUGUCUUUUGGGGCGAUAUUGCAUUAGAUGAGGACGAUCUGAAGUUAUUUCACAUCGACAGGACGAUUGAUUUGACCGAACACACGGUGGGAGAAACGAGACACACCACAGGUGGCCUUGGAGAAGAACCUCAGGAGUCAAGACCAAACACCACAGUAACAAAUCGCGGCGGCAAGAAAGUUAAAAAGGGUGGCCAUCCCAUCGCCACGCUUCCCUGGAAGUCCAGGAGAAGGGGCUCCAAGGCAGAGCCUUCCCCCAGGGUCCGCAGAGCCACCACCUCCAGGAGCGAGAGGAUCUGGCCCGGAGGGGUGAUCCCCUAUGUCAUCGGAGGAAAUUUCACCGGAAGCCAACGAGCCAUUUUUAAGCAGGCCAUGAGGCACUGGGAAAAACACACCUGUGUGACCUUCAUAGAGCGAACGGAUGAGGAAAGCUUCAUCGUGUUCACCUACAGAACAUGUGGCUGCUGUUCGUACGUCGGCCGGCGCGGGGGAGGCCCCCAGGCCAUCUCCAUCGGCAAGAACUGUGACAAGUUCGGCAUCGUGGCCCACGAGCUGGGCCAUGUGGUGGGAUUCUGGCAUGAACACACCCGACCAGACAGGGACCAGCAUGUCACUAUCAUCAGGGAGAACAUUCAGCAAGGUCAGGAGUACAACUUCUUAAAAAUGGAAGCCGGGGAGGUGAAUUCUCUGGGAGAGACGUAUGACUUUGACAGUAUCAUGCACUACGCCCGGAACACCUUCUCAAGAGGGGUCUUCUUAGACACGAUCCUUCCCCGCCGAGAUGACAACGGUGUACGGCCAACGAUCGGCCAGCGUGUCCGGCUGAGCGAGGGAGACAUAGCCCAGGCCAGAAAACUCUACAAGUGCCCAGCAUGUGGGGAGACCCUGCAGGACACGACGGGGAAUUUUUCCGCUCCUGGUUUUCCGAAUGGCUACCCUUCGUAUUCCCACUGUGUCUGGAGGAUAUCGGUUACCCCAGGGGAGAAGAUUGUUUUAAACUUCACAUCUAUGGACUUGUUUAAAAGCCGCCUGUGUUGGUACGAUUAUAUCGAAGUCCGGGACGGCUAUUGGAGAAAAGCCCCACUCUUAGGUAGAUUUUGCGGCGAUAAAAUCCCGGAGCCCCUCAUCUCUAUGGACAGCCGGCUUUGGGUUGAGUUCCGCAGCAGCAGCAAUAUCCUGGGAAAGGGUUUUUUUGUGACUUAUGAAGCUAUCUGCGGAGGAGAGAUUCACAAAGACGCCGGGCAGAUUCAGUCUCCCAAUUAUCCGGAUGACUACAGGCCUUCCAAGGAAUGUGUGUGGAGGAUCACUGUGUCUGAGGGGUUUCACGUGGGGCUGUCAUUCCAGGCAUUCGAGGUGGAGAGACACGACAGCUGCAUUUACGACUACCUGGAGGUCCGGGACGGCUCCACCGAAGACGGCCCUCUGAUCGGCCGCUUCUGUGGCUACGAGAAACCAGACGACGUCAAAUCCAGCUCCAACAAAAUGUGGAUGAAGUUUGUGUCCGACGGCUCUAUCAAUAAAGCAGGGUUUGCCGCCAAUUUCUUUCAGGAGGUAGACGAAUGCUCCCAGCCAGACAACGGCGGCUGUGAACAGCGCUGUGUCAAUACGUUGGGCAGCUACAAGUGCAUCUGUGAUCCUGGCUACGAGCUGACGGCCAAUAAGAAGACCUGCGAAGCUGCCUGUGGAGGCUUCAUCACCAAGCUUAACGGGACAAUCACCAGCCCCGGCUGGCCUAAGGAAUACCCCACAAACAAAAAUUGUGUGUGGCAAGUCGUGGCUCCGACCCAGUACAGGAUCUCCCUGCAAUUUGAAGUAUUUGAGCUGGAAGGCAAUGACGUCUGUAAAUAUGACUACGUGGAGGUCCGGAGUGGGUUGUCAUCUGAUUCCAAGCUCCAUGGCAAGUUCUGUGGGUCUGAGAAGCCAGAGGUGAUCACCUCGCAGAACAACAACAUGCGAGUCGAAUUCAAGUCGGACAACACGGUGUCUAAGCGCGGCUUCAAAGUCCACUUCUUCUCCGAUAAGGACGAAUGCUCCAAGGACAAUGGAGGGUGUCAACAUGAAUGCGUCAACACAUUUGGAAGUUACGUUUGUCAGUGCCGAAACGGGUUCACGGUGCAUGAAAAUGGACACGACUGUAAAGAGGCUGGCUGUGAGCACAAAGUCAGCAGUGCCGAGGGGACCAUGGCUAGCCCAAACUGGCCAGAUAAAUAUCCAAGCCGGAAAGAGUGUACCUGGAACAUCUCAGCCACCCCUGGGCAUCGAGUGAAAAUUACCUUCAGCGAGUUUGAGAUCGAGCCACAGCAGGAAUGUGCCUACGACCACCUGGAAAUCUACGACGGGCCCAACAGCAAGUCCCCGGUCCUCGGACGCUUCUGCGGCACCAAGAGACCGGAGCCGGUGGUGGCUUCGCUGAACAGGAUGUUCCUGCGGUUCUAUUCGGAUGCUUCAGUACAGCGCCAAGGCUUUCAGGCAAGGCACAGCACAGAGUGUGGGGGCCGGCUGAAGGCUGAAGUCCUGACAAAAGAGCUGUACUCCCACGCCCAGUUUGGAGACAACUAUUACCCAGGGCAGUCCCAGUGCGACUGGGUGAUCGUCGCCGAGGACGGCUACGGAGUCGAGUUGAUAUUCCAGACGUUUGAAGUCGAGGAAGAGGCAGACUGCGGGUACGACUACAUGGAGGCCUACGAUGGCUACGACAGUACCGCCCCGCGGCUGGGGAGGUUCUGUGGCUCGGGGCCCUUGGAAGAAAUCUAUUCCGCCGGAGACUCGCUGAUGAUUCGAUUUCACACAGACGACACCAUCAAUAAGAAAGGCUUCCAUGCUCAGUACGCAAGCACCAAAUUUCAAGAUGCCCUGCACAUGAAGAAGUAGAGCCGGAUCGCUUCUUGGGAGACAUGGCCAGCCCUAACAUUAUGACACCUAACUGUGAGAUUUUUCUUUUCUUUCUACAACAGCAGCCCUCGGAGAGUCUGACCUGAAAACAGUGUACAGAAUUUUCUUCUCUAACUACGACUCCGAAGCUAGUCUUCAAGAAAUGCUUUAGAAGUGGCCAGCUGGGCACCCUCCCCCGUUGAUAUUCCAGGACCCAGUGUUUUCUUUCAGUUGUGGUUGCCCAACAGGUGAAAGUUUCAGGUGGGUGAGAAGGAUAGAAUCGGCUAGUCACCGUGUAACUCACAAGCAACGGGCCCUGGAGAUGAAGGCUCACCUUGUUUUAAUCUAAUAACCUCACCUCACUGUUUGACCUGAAGGGAAGGGAAGAGAGCUGCUUUCUCUCUGGUCCUUGGGAGCCUGGAGCAUGGAGUGUGCAGGCUGACAUUUGCUGGGAGCUGGAUAAGCAAGAAGAGCAUCGUUCCAGCCGGAGAGGGAAAAGCAGAAAUGCAGAUGAUGUCACUGGGAGACUGCAUUUUGCAGGAAGCCCUCAGGUUCUGCUGACAGGAAGCCAGAAAAACUGUCAUCAUCCCCUCCAGAUGUUUUCAUUGGAUGCUGCCUGAAAAGUUUACCAACACAGGAUCCUGAAUCUGUAUCCUCUAUGUGGG